AUGGAGGUGUAUGAAAAGAGCAAGACGGUCGACCCGGAGGUGCGAGCCUACAUCAACUCGCUCGUCAGCGCCGUCGGCGGCCAGUCCACCCUCGACGACCGCUACGAGAUUGGUGAUUCUGCUCUCGCGGUGCUCAACGACAUCCUCCGCUGGCUGCGCCUGUACGACGACAAGCUCGACCGCUACGACGUGAAGCGAUGUCUCGCCGACUCCAACCUCGUCAAGAGCGACUUGCUGGAGAUCCUGGCGCUAUGGCCCGAGGAGCAGCAGGAUAACGCCUGGAAGGCCAAGUUGGCCCUGGCUUGUCUACAGCUGAUCGCAACCCUGACAUGGCCCAUGGAGGUGAAAGAAGAGAAGACCAAGAUCAACCAUGUGCGACAUAUGCCGGUGUUGCAGUUGGCGCAAGUGGGCUACAAGCGAGCAAUUCUGCACUUCGAGGGUGCCAGCAUUCUGCGGACCAUGGUGAGGGCGGGACUGCCGGCGAUGGCUGUUGAAAGGAGAGACAGGAGUAGGAGGGAUGAAGGAGUGAUCAAGCUGGUGUUGCAUUGCUUCAAGAAUGUCUGCAUGAUCACCCAACCGCAGCAUCUGCCGAGUCUGGGAGAUGAGAACGAGGUCAGCCGAUCUGCCACCAUUGACGCCUUCCAUGAGCAGGAUGUCUUCAGUCUCUUAUUGACGAUCGGGAGUGGCGUGGGUGACGAGUUCCGAGAUCACGAUGUGGUGGUCAUGGAGACGUUGUUCCAUCUCCUGAAGGGCGUAGACGGCAGGAAGCUAUUCAUGGAGGACGAGCAGAUGAGGACGGCCGAAGUCGACGAGCUGCAGACUCUGAUGCGCAAGGAGAAAGCCAUGCUCAACAGCUAUAAGAAGCAUGCCCCAACGAGGCACAAUAGGUUCGGCACCAUGGUCUGGGUCAAAACAGGCGACAACAAGGUAUCCACCAUGAGUGGGCAGAACAGCAUCACGGACGCCUCGAAUACGCUGCAGCAGAUGGAUGCGAGCAAGAAGUAUAACCGGCCAAAGAACCGUGGAAAACAGACCGAGGAGCUGAAUGAGAGCGAGACCUUCGGUGGCCGUAUUGAGCUGACAGACUCAGCGCGUCGCCAUCUUCGCAGCUUCGUAGAAGACUUCCUCGAUUCGUCGUUCAACCCGCUUUUCUCAAGCUUGCGGAAGGCCAUGGAGAGUGAAUCCGAGCGCAUCGUGCCUUCCAAUUGUCGGCAGUUCUGGUAUCUGAUAUCUUGGUUCCUCAAUGCGGAGGCCGCACGCAGAGAGCAGAAGCAAGCGCAGGAGGCUUUAGAGGGUGAGGCCGAGGAGAACAGGUUCGCAUACAUUGCAGCAGUCCUCGACCAGGAGACUUUCGUCCUGCUUAACAGGAACAUGCAGCGUGCAUAUGACGAGAAGAUCUGGCAGGACCUCCGGGCCAUGCUGACUUGUCUCACACAGAUCCUGCUGACCGUACAGAGCAUGAGUGAGAGUAAGGACGAGGAAGAUCAGGAGAUCGCAGAGAACAUCUCGAACCGAAUCUUCUACGAAGAGACGACCCACGACCGCAUCGUCCAAGUCUGCCGGACAUAUUCAAACCAGGGCCUUGGCUAUCUGGAUGCUGUGACGGAGUGUGUGCAUGUCUUCGUCCGCAUGCUCGAGAACUACAGCAAGCAGAACGUCGGCCUUCAGAUCCGCUCCAAGCGACGCGCACGGCGGAAGAAGAAGACUCAGAACCAACAGCCCACCACCAACGAAGAUGGACAUGCCGAACCCGACGAAGACGCCGACCAAGACGCGGCGGACGAUGAGCGUGAAGCCCAUAUGACAGUCUCCGAGCGCAAGUUCGAUUUCGCCCGUUUCAGCGCGAAAUUCCUCUCGCAGGGCUGCGUCAACACCUUUGUCGCGCUGACGCAGUACUACGCGGAUCUGUCCACAUCACAGCUGAAGCGGUGUCAUCGCUUCUUCUACCGGCUGGCGUUCAAGCAAGAUUUGGCGGUUCUGCUUUUCAGGGUUGAUAUAUUGCUAUUGUUUCAGCAAAUGAUCAAGGGACCGGGUGGGCUGGAUCAUGGGAUUGAGGGGUGGAAGGAGUGGGAGACUCUUGUGCAGCAGGUGUUCAGGCGCUGCUUCAAGUGGAUGGAGCGGCAGGAGAAGGCGGAUGAGGAUGGCGGAAAGGGAUGGAAGGAGGCGGCGGUGGUCGAGAUGUUGUUCUCGAAGAUUCCUGGGACGGUGUAUUACCUGCAAAACGGGUUCGAGAGAGUCAUUCAAUGGAGGGCACCGCGGCCGCCGGCAGAGUUGGAGGUCAAGCCGAGUGUGAAGGACAUUCAGAAGAGGCUCGCGGUAGCUGUCGGUGUGAUGCUGGAGAUGGGCAAAGCUGAUGCUCUGGAAUGGGUGAAGAAGGAAGUUGGCAGAGCGGGCGAUGAGAGGCAGGCAUGGCAAGAUGAGAAGGAUGCCAGAAUGGACCUUGACCGUGAAGAUCAAGAAGGGGCAGAUCCUGCACCAUCGACCACGCCAGCAGCAACGACAAUCUUCUUGACCCCAGACGGCGAUGAGAGGAAAGAGGCUUUGUUCAAGGACAAAUACCUUCGCCUCCUAAUGACCACUCUCGGGAUGGAACGGCUGGGCUCCGCAGACGAUGUCGAUGCUUCCUGGGUCGUUCCUUACCAUAUCAGCGCCGCGGUACUCAAGGAGGCCCUCGACCACAUUCGCAAAGCCGAGCACGACCCCCCCAUUUUCGACGACGGCAAGAACGCACAAGACCUUAUCCGUCCGAAAUCCACCGCCCGCCGCGGCGCCGCCGCCCUCUCCGACGACGAAUCCAACGCCUCCCUCUCCGACGGCGAGGCCGAGUUCCCUGCCAACUUCCGCCACAAAGCUCCAGAAGGCGCCGAACGGCCUUCGAAGCGCCGACGGCUGACCAAGCGUAAUAAUGGCGAGCUGACGGAGGAGCAGGCGCAAGCAAAGGCAGACGCGAGGAAGAAGAAGGAGAAGGAGAAGAAUGCGAAGAUCAAGAGCGCCCUGUUCAUUACGGCAAGUGAUGAUGAGAGCGAUGCGGAGCGAGACCAAGAGUUCUUUAUGUUGGAGGAGGAGCGGAGGAAGAAAGUCAAGAGUGAGAUUGGAAAGGCUGUGAGGCAGCUGAAGGAGGGUGAAGGUGGUCAGGCUCUGGCUGGUGCGAACCCGAAGAAGGCUAGUAAGAAGAAGACCGCCGCAAAAGAGUCGAAGAGCAAGGCGCUGGUGGUGAGCGACGACAGUGACGCGGACUCGGAGACCUCAGAAGCAAAUGGAGCCACCCAAAGACCCCCCAAGCGCAUGCGCAUGAGCCUCUUCUCGGAAGACGAGGACAGUGCUCACCCUUCCGACCAUGCUGUGAGCGAAGAGGAAACUCCUUCGACCUCUCCGACUGCCUUGGAUGCGGAUCCAAGCUUGCCUUUGACGGAGGUCUCAGGCAACGCAGCUCCUGACAAACCACGACCUCCUAUCAUGGAAGAGGACGAGGACGAAGAGGACGAGGUGCCUGUGGUGAAGCCCGCAACGCAGAGAGGGAGGAGAAGAGGGGCGUUCAUUAUUGAUGACGAGGAUGAGGAUGAAUAG
Messenger RNA from Saxophila tyrrhenica, 3567 nucleotides. RefSeq names its product Topoisomerase 1-associated factor 1 (gene TOF1). The transcript has a single exon. Gene Ontology annotation, biological process: replication fork arrest; DNA repair; DNA replication checkpoint signaling. Gene Ontology annotation, molecular function: DNA binding. NCBI's taxonomy places the organism in Eukaryota, Fungi, Ascomycota, Dothideomycetes, Mycosphaerellales, Extremaceae. Bases 1 to 3567 code for a protein of 1188 amino acids. Gene Ontology annotation, cellular component: replication fork protection complex. The record is from RefSeq and is a predicted model, not a curated record.